CGAACCCUGUGCCAUGUUUAGUUAUGGCUUAUGCGAACUGCGAACCGCGAACCCUGUGCCAUGUUUAGUUAUGGCUUAUGCGAACUGCGUCCAACGAUUGCCGAUUAAUUGAGCAAGUAGCGACUGCCGAACUGCCAUUGCCGAACAGUCGAAGACCGUCCGCUGCUGACUCGCUGAGUGCCCGACUGGCCGACUGGUGAGUGGUGACUGCUGUCUCGCCGCCUGCGGUCUGCCUACUGUGACUACAACAGUCCGACCUCCGGUUUCUAUGAAUUUUGGCAGCCCUUGGAUUGGAUCCUCCUUUUUAUUAUACGGUGUGUCAUGAUUACAGCACAGACACCAAUUCUGCACACAGAAAUAAGCCACUGGGCCCUACUUUUCAACAAGCAACCCAGGGCCUCCAGGUCUUUUAGUAAUUUCAGCAAGGCUCCUGAGGAUGGUCAAGUACAGGUCUUUGCCUCACUGGUCACUCCAGCCCCGGCCCCUGCUGUUCUUUUCCCGCAAAGUACCCUUCUCCACUUCCCCUUUACCCAUAGAACACCCGCCCAUAUCUGCUGCUACUACUCAAGCAUUCCCACAUGAAAUAAAAGCCACAUGCUUUUCAGAAUUAGAGCAGCUAAUUAGACACGGAUUAAUAAGUCUAGCAGAGAAGCUCGUUCAGAAUAUUGUGAGACAUUCAUCAUCAGUCCAUGAAGCCGUUUCUGCAGUUGAUUUUGCCCUUUCCAGGGGAGUGGAGCUUGACAGGAAGAGUUAUGGUUUUCUUAUCAGAAAACUAUUGACUUGUGGGGAGGCAAAGAUGGCAGAGGCUGUUUAUGUCGACUUCAUAUUGAACAGAGGAAUCGAGCCAGACCAUUUUUUAUUGAACUCGAUGGUUGUUUGCUACUCUAAGUUAGGUAAGUUGGAAGAAUCCAAGUCUCAAUUCGAUAGACUUCUUAAGAUGGAAGUCAUGCCUUGUCGAGCCGCCUGCAGUGACAUUAUUACUGCAUUUUGUGACCAAAACAGAUUCUUGGAGGGAUUUGAUGUGUUUCUAGCUGUCCAUGAUGCUAAAUUUUUACUGCAUUACCGCUGCUACAAUAGGUUGGUCGACGGGUUGAGCUCAAUAGGGAACUUAAACAACGCACUAUACGUGUAUGACAUAAUGUGUGAUAAAAGUGUGCCUCCCACUAUUCAUUUACUCAAAACAUUAGUUUUUAUGCUUUGCCGGAAUGAGCGGAUUGAGGAGGCUGAAUUUAUGAGUAUGGAAACCGAAUCUUUUGGCUUCUUUAUUGAUAAAGUCAUGUACACAGCUCUUAUCAAUGGGUAUUGCCGGAAAGGAAGAAUGAAGAUGGCUCUCAGAUUGUUUUACAGAAUGCUGAAACUAGGAUGUCAUCCAGAUAACUACACAUGCAAUACAUUGAUACAUGGUUUUGUUAACACAGGCAUGAUUGAUAAAAUUUUCGUGCUCUUUCACCAGAUGAAAGAGUUGGGAUUGAACCUCAACGUUGUCAGUUACCAAAUCAUGAUUAACAAGUGUUGCAAGGAUCUUAAAGUUGAUUGUGCAGUGACAUUGUUACAUAAUAUGAUGCAGUGCAACUUAGCACCCACGGUGCACUGUUACACGCCUUUACUUGCUGCACUUGUUAAGGAAAAUCGGUUAGCUGAAGCUGAUCAAUAUUAUAACCAGCUGUUUGAUUUUGGACUUUUUCCUGAUGAUGUCCUCUUUUUUGCUGUAGUAAAAAACUGUGUAGGGCAUGAAAUUGAUCUUGCACAUAGUUUUGUGUCAGAAAUCGGAAGACAUGGGUGUGGCAUUUGUAGCACCACUUAUAGUAGUAGCAGUAGUAAAUCUGUUGAUGACGUCAUACUUGAGAUUGAUCUUCUCCUAGAAGAAAUUUAUUCACGUAACUUAGGCUUAGCUCGUAUUGCUUUUAAUAUACACAUAAUUGCAAUGUGUUAUGCAGGGAAACUUGAUGCUGCUGAGUUAUGCAUGGAUAAAAUGUCAACUCUAUCACUUCAGCCUUCUCUCCUAGCAUAUAACUCCAUGAUUUGGUGUCUCUGCCAAAUGGGACUAGGAAAUGAUGCUAUUUCCAUUCUGGAUCAGAUGGAAGCUACUAGAGUGAAGCCCACUGUUGCUUUGUAUGACUAUAUUAUAAGGUGUUUGGCUCGAGAAAAGAGAGUGUUGGAGGCAUCAAAGUUGUUUGACAGGAUGCAUGAGGUUGGACUUUUCCCUGAUGAAACUGUGUAUGUGACAAUGAUUAGCGGUCUAUCAAAGAACAGACAAGCAGGUGCAGCUCGUGAGCUCUUUGACAAAAUGUUCAAGUAUGGUAUUCGACCAAGCCAUCGAGCAUACACUGCACUAAUAAAUGGGCUUGUUAAGCAAAACAUGAUACAAGAGGGGCACAUAUAUCUUGGCAGAAUGUUAGAAGAUGGAUUUAUGCCUAAUGCUGCUUUGUAUACUUCUCUAAUCUACCAAUUUUUUAGAAAGGGAGAAAUUAGAUUUGCUCUUAAGUUAGUUGUUCUGAUGGAGAAAAGCCACAUAAAGAAAGAUGUGGUAACUCAUGUUGCAUUGGUCAAUGGCGUUUGCAGAAAUAUCCAAUACAUUAGUAGGAAAUGUCACAAGUCACAAAGAUCAUCCAUUAAGGCAAUGGAGAUGCUUUACCAUUUACUAUGUGAGUAUACUAAUUUGCCCGGCCAGAAAGAUUUAGAAAACUUUAUCAUUUCAAGGGUUGGAAUAAAAGCGUUUGCACUAAAAUUGAUAGGUGAAGUGAAAAAAGGCUACUUUAUUCCCAACUUAUAUUUGCACAAUAGUGUGAUUGCUGGAUUAUGUUGGGCAAAUGAUAUGGAAGGUGCAUACAAUCAUCUUGAUGCGAUGCAGAAACAAGGGCUGCUUCCCAAUCAUGUGACUCUUACCAUUCUCAUUGAUGGGCAUUUUCGAAAAGGUAAAACCGAUCUUGCUGUUAAUCUUUUCAAUAAAAUGAAUGAGCAUGACUAUGUUCUUGAUGGUGUGGUAUACAACAUGUUGAUAAAGGGAUUUUGUAAGGCUGGAAGACCCCGUGAUGCAUUAUCUGUAUCAAAUAUUAUGCUUAAGAAAGGGCAUUCUCUUUCAAAGGCUUCCUAUGAAAAUCUACUCCAAGUUUUUUGUGCAAAUAGAUGGACGGUCCAUGCUCUGAAAGUACUUGAAGAUAUGGUUUCAUGUGAAUAUACCCCUUGUAGAGGAAGUCUUAACAGGUUGUUGUGCAUAUUAUGUGAAGAAAAUAAAUUCAUUGAAGCUUGCAAUGUUCGAACUUUGAAGUCAAGGAUAAGAGUAAUGUCAAAGAAAGCAUCUAAGGGACUCUUCAUUUAGUAUACAUCACUGUCACCAAGAGACUAUUCAGCUUGAUUUGGGAUUUGUGAGGGAUUAUGAUGCUAUCCUUCUGGGACUGGAGAUUGCAAGUUGGGGAGGAGCAGAUAGAGAUGCAUCAUGGGUUGAGAAGGGGAAAAUUGAAAAAUAUGGAGUUUGUGAUAAGAGUAUGAGCGUGUACCCUCCUUGCUUUGGGCAGUGUAGAGGCUCUGUCCAAGUCAAAUUCAUUAGCCGAAGAAGGGAAAGGGAUUGGAUUGUGUGGAGCCAAGGACCGAAGGCUAUACAUUUGGACUUCUUAUGUGACAAAAAAUCCGAGGUUCCAAGGUGUUGCUUUAGAAUAUUGGUUUGGACUGUAUCUAGUUGGCUCACUUUCAAGUGGCAGAUUGCAAGUCAUUUGCAGAAUAAUCAGCUUUCUGGAACCCUGGAUGUUAUACAAGAUCUUCCACUUACAAUUAAAUAUAGAAAACAACCAGUUUUCUGGUCCCAUACCUCAGAAGCUCUUGCCCAUUCCAAAUUUCAUCGUUUCAGGCGAAACGCCGGCCAGUCCUUGUUCAACUGUCGCCAUUAAGACCGGCCACCAGCUGUAGAUCUUUGAUGACCGGCCGUUUGUUGCAGUGGCUCUUUGUGGACGGCUGUCCGCUUGUCCGUAUGCCCGUCUUUAUCGUCGAUGCUUCGUCAACCUCUGUUGUUCUUCGACGCCGUCCCCUGUCCAUCCCAAAUGUUCUCCAUAGCAUCCACCCGUUCUUCCCGGCUGGUCUGGUCUCCAACGUUUCAUUCGUCUAUCUCCCAAUCAAACAAUUUCAGAUUGACCAAAUUAAACCUUCAAAAUCUGAAAUCGAAAGCAUGAAAUGUGAAUUUGAGGUGCAGAUUCAGAACGAAAGAAAGGAAGGAUAUUUCCAUAGGAGAUGGAGGGAGAAAAAGAGAGACGAAGAAAGCAUUGGGAGUAAAGAAAGUCCAACAGCCAUGAAGCACUGUGAGAGACGACGAGGAAGCGCCGUUGUUCAGCUUUUUUUAAUUUUCUUUUUUUACCUGUUUAACAGGUUACAGGUAACCUGGAUCAAUAUAGGAAGACCUCUGAUAAAUUUGAGAUUAUUUCAGAAUUACGUAUAUUUAGGAUUAAUAUUAGAAGACACCUAAUAGUUGGGAUUAUUUAUGUUAAUUUUAACAAAAAAAUAAAACAUAAAGUUUAAGUAUUACUCGUGGCUUACAACUCUUAUAACUUAGUACGAUGAAAUAUGAAAACUUAUGCGCGAUGAAUGUAGAUUUGGCUCUAGUUUAAAGAAAAUAAAAGAUAAGGUGAUAAUUUUACAAUUCUAACCUUCAAAAAAUAAGAAAAAGUAAAAUCAGGUUCAUUCAAAACUAAAGAGUGAAAUGUGAGGUAAAGGAAUAAAGUGGGAAAUAAAAAAGUCACUAGAGUUUGAUUCAUUAAAGUGCUCGAUUUUUGGAACAAUUUAAAAAGGAAAGUGUAUCUUACAAAAUGGGAUGAAGGAAGUAAGAGUUUCCUUACAAAAAAAGUAGUACAAUGAAGUCUGAGAACUUAAAUUUAGUAUAUAGCUUGCUUGAGAAAAUGUGCGAUGAGACUUCUCAAUCACCUACAUUCUGAGGGUUGUUUAAUUGGGGAAUUUUCGAGGAACGGGUAGGGGAGAAUUAAUUAAAUUUUCACAUAUGAGUCUCAAACUAAAAAAUGUUUAAUUAAUUAAUGUAUAACUAUAUAAAUUUUCAUCUUCAUUUAUUCUCCAAUAAUAUGAUAAUGAUAUUAAAAAGUAAAAUUACAGGAAAGAUGGGAAGCCCCUCAACGGUAGUAUUGCUCCAUCCCCUCCACCAACACCCUCCAUACCACCUUCUGCAUCUCCACCAACGCCCUCCAAACCACCUUCUGCAGCACCACACUUUAUUGUGGCUCCCAUGUCUGCACCAACCCUACCAAACACUCCAAGCGGGCCGGGAGUACAGAUUUACGGACAAUCACCAGCUGAAGGUCCAAUGUCAAAGAAAACAAGAACUCAGGAUCCACUAAAAGGAUAGUUUGGAUUUCAAUUGUGACUAUAAUAUCAUGUAUAGUAUUGGUUUUAGCUGCCUUGCUUUGUUUGCCGAAGCACCUUUGGGAAAGGAAAAGCAGACACGAUGUAAUGCAAAAAGGUAAUGCGAAUUUUAGAACAUAUCAUUUGAUCUAUUAAAACUAAGGUUUCAUCCUAAAUAACAAACUUAUAGGUGAAAAAUUUGCUAUUUUUGGAACUUGUAAAAUAUUUAGAGCUAGUUUUGGAACCAUUAAAAUUUGC
Messenger RNA from Cuscuta europaea, 5595 nucleotides. The record is from the annotation of a GenBank genome assembly. Lineage: Eukaryota; Viridiplantae; Streptophyta; Magnoliopsida; Solanales; Convolvulaceae.